GCUGAAGCGACGACCAGGUUGGCCUAGCGCACCCGCGACGACGCUAGAGCGACGACCAGGUUGGCCUAGCGCACCCGCGACGACGCUAGAGCGACGACCAGGUUGGCCUAGCGCACCCGCGACGACGCUAGAGCGACGACCAGGUUGGCCUAGCGCACCCGCGACGACGCUAGAGCGACGACCAGGUUGGCCUAGCGCACCUGCGACGACGCUAGAGCGACGACCAGGUUGGCCUAGCGCACCCGCGACGACGCUAAAGCGACGACCAGGUCGACCUAGAAAACUGCCGGUUAAAGCGCCAUCUCAGGAAAGAGAACAAACAAGCACUAGUAAAGCGACCGGUUCCAACAAAAAAACGCGGAUAAACUCACCUCACGUGACUCGUCCAACGGCAAAUGGAGUUCCACCCAAAGUCGUUAGCGAGACACAAAGAGCCGUGAAAUUUGACACCGCAAACAGAUACCGUUGUCCGAAAUGCGUGGUGUCAUUCUCCGAGCAGCAGCUGGGGCUUCUGCGGAAGCACAUGUGGCUCAAGCACCGCCUGCGUCGCAAGACGCACUUUAUACCGGUCGCCGCGGAUGCCGUUGCCAUGGACACUGUUGCCGCGGACGCCGCCACCACAGACGCGACACGCCCCGUCGACCGCGACGACGUGAGACGCCCUGUCGACACGAAAAGGCCCGUCACCCGCAGAGAUGCAAGACGCCCCGUCGACCACAGCGACUCGAGACGCCCCAUCCACCGCAGCGACGCGAGACGCCCCGUCGACCACAGCGACUCGAGACGCCUCGUCGACCUUGGCGACGCGAGACACCCCGUUGACCGCGGCGACGCAAGACGCCUCGUCGACCUUGGCGAUGCGAGACGCCCCGUUGACCGUGGCGACGCGAGACGCCUCGCCGACGUUGGCGACACGAGACGCCCCGUCGACCACAGCGACUCGAGACGCCUCGUCGACCUUGGCGACGCGAGACGCCCCGUUGACCGCGGCGAUUUGAGAUGCCUCGUCGACCUUGGCGACGCGAGACGCCCCGUUGACCGCAGCGACUCGAGACGCCUCGCCGACGUUGGCGACACGAGACGCCCCGUUGACCGCGGAGGCGCAAAACGCCCUGUCGCCCGCGGCGGCGCGAGACGUCCCGUCGACCUUGGCGACGCGAGACGCCCCCUUGUGGCGAACAAGGGCUAG
Messenger RNA from Priapulus caudatus, 1189 nucleotides. RefSeq lists its product as uncharacterized. Bases 524 to 1189 code for a protein of 221 amino acids. The transcript is spliced from 3 exons. The record is from RefSeq and is a predicted model, not a curated record. NCBI's taxonomy places the organism in Eukaryota, Metazoa, Priapulida, Priapulimorpha, Priapulimorphida, Priapulidae.